ACAGGGAUUAAAAGGGAUGUGGGUUAGCCCUGAAUUAUCCACGGCUGUGUUCAGUGGGCAGUGCAAGCGCCGCGCGCUCAUCCCCGGACUCUGCUUGGUCGAGAGCCAUUUUUUUUUUAAUUUUAUUUUAUUUUUUUACUUGCGAACACACGCUGUUGCUUGCAUAUGUUUUAUUUUUGCAGAACAUUUCUUCUCUGCCGAGAGAUGAGAAGAAAGCACGACGAAGCGUCCACGCAGGCGGCGAGGAGAGUGAAGGAAGUCACGCUGGACUAAAAAAAAAAAAAAAAAGGAGGCGUGUAAAACAGCGGCGGUGUAUGCGAGCGUCUCUCCCGGGGUUUGAGUCCCUUCAGUCCGCCCGGAGGAGGAGGAUGGUCCCGGGUGCUCCGAGCACCGGCACCAUGCUCCCCGCCUCGGAGGCAGCCAAGAUCUACCAGACCAACUACGUGCGCAACUCCCGCGCCAUCGGCGUGCUGUGGGCCAUCUUCACUAUCCUCUUCGCCAUCGUCAACGUGGUGUGCUUCAUCCAGCCUUACUGGAUCGGAGACGGCGCCGACACGCCGCAGGCCGGCUACUUCGGCCUCUUCCACUACUGCAUCGGCAGCGGCCUGUCCCGGGACCUGACGUGCCAGGGCAGCUUCGCCGAGUUCGCCAGCAUCCCGUCCGGUGCGUUCAAGGCCGCCUCCUUCUUCAUCGGCAUGUCCAUGGCGCUGGUGCUCAGCUGCAUCGGCUGCUUCGCCCUCUUCUUCUUCUGCAGCACCGGCACCGUCUACAAGAUCUGCGGCUGGAUGCAGCUGGCUGCAGGAACGUGUCUCAUCCUGGGCUGCAUGAUCUACCCCGACGGCUGGGACAGUGACGAGGUGAAGCGUAUGUGCGGCGAGCAGACAGACAAAUACACGCUGGGCGCUUGUUCGGUGCGCUGGGCCUACAUCCUGGCUAUCAUGGGCAUCAUGGACGCCCUCAUCCUCUCCUUCCUGGCCUUCGUGCUGGGGAACCGCCAGGACAGCCUCAUGUCCGAAGAGCUGCUGGUAGACAAGAGUGGCAACAAUUCCAUAUAAUGUGCUGCAAAGCAGACGUAUCACACAUGCAAAAAGCAGGUCCAAAGUCUAGCAUCAUGACGUCACCUGAGGAUGCUGCAGUGUUCUUCUGGUCAGAGCUGAUGCCGGUGAAAAAGAUCUUAGUCCAUGAAAAAAAGAAGGGGAAGACUGGGAAGACUGGGCACUCCAUCCCCCGGAACAUCCCAUCUGUAAAAUAGGAGUCUCAUUGAUCGGAAACUGCUUUUUGGGGGGCAGUUUCCUUAUGUUGUGUCCCGAAUGAGACAUCGGUCCAUGUGGAUGGGACACGGCUUCACCUACAAACUGGUUUUCCAAAAAGUGUUUUGCUCUGGAUUCAUAUUUAAAAACAAAACAAAACAAACAAACUACAAACUCGUUUUAAAAAAUGUGCUGUGCUCUGGAUUAAUAUUUAAAAAUCAAAACAAAAAAAACAAACACGAUCAUUUGGAGGUCUAAAAUGGAGCACACAGCUGCAAACAAAUGUAUGUUUUGUUAUACUUAAAUGUUUGAUGUUCAACUGUAGAAAAGUAACGUGACUUAUUUAUAAAAAGAAAAAAAUGUAUUAGUGUGUGCCAUACAGUUUAUGUUCUGAGACUGACAGUAUUGUGGGAGUACUAAAGCUUACAUGCAUUGCAUUAUGAGAAAGACAGCAGGUAAAGCACUGAAUGCUACCUCUUUCGUUCACUUCUGAUGCUUUGGUUUUGUUCAAUAAAUACAACACUGGUGUCUUUUCAUAAAAGCAGAAAUCUCGCCCUCUUGUGGCCAUAACAGAUCUGCUGCUUCAUGGACCAUUCAACAGCACAGCUGAAUAAACAAUUGUCUCCUUAAAACACAACUUUUGACCACUUUAACGUGUUUUUGUCUCCUCCACCUCCCCGUUUGCAUGACUGAGUUAACUUCAAUGCCAAUGGUUACUGAUAUUAGGCUCAUACUGUGAAUCUAUUAUGUAUAACAGUAAAAACAUGGAUUGUAUUUACCCCAAAGCAGAACUAUUCCUCCAGCAAUGAUGCAAGGACGGCUUCAUCU
This is a messenger RNA of Nerophis lumbriciformis (worm pipefish), 2078 nucleotides long. It is a transcript of the gene lhfpl3, whose product is annotated as LHFPL tetraspan subfamily member 3. The record is from RefSeq and is a predicted model, not a curated record. Gene Ontology annotation, cellular component: plasma membrane. Gene Ontology annotation, biological process: sensory perception of sound. Lineage: Eukaryota; Metazoa; Chordata; Actinopteri; Syngnathiformes; Syngnathidae.